Molecule: messenger RNA, 3300 nt
Organism: Leishmania mexicana MHOM/GT/2001/U1103
Lineage: Eukaryota; Euglenozoa; Kinetoplastea; Trypanosomatida; Trypanosomatidae
Exons: 1
Coding region: 1-3300 (1099 amino acids)
Source: RefSeq, a predicted model, not a curated record
AUGAGUUUGUUCACGCAACGUGGACGCGUCGAGGUCUCCUCGGGCGACAGCGAGCCAGACUCGAUCGCCUCCAGCGUCGUUGACUCUGCCGAUGAGCUCAUCGAAGGGCUCGCUCGAAUGGCCUUGGCCGGACACUACAGCGGUGAACCAAGAGCGUACGAAACGAACCAACUCCUCCAGGGUCGGGGAAUGUCACGUCGCCCACGCGAGGUAGCGGAGACAGGACCUAGCAUGGGCUCGUCGCCACACAUGACGCCCACGCCUCGCACGAUCACUACCCCUCCGGACUAUUACGCAUGCGCGCGGUCGAACAGACAAGGCGGCGCUUUCGUGUCGCCAUGCACUUCCCGCGAUAUGUCCGAAGCGGAAAACGACGCGCGCGCGUUCGAGAAGAUGUACCGGCACCUCGCCCGCGAGUACCUGAGAGGAGACAGUAGCGCCUACCGCGCUGUCAGCGAGACCAAGGCUGCAGGGUGCGUAGAACAUGAUAAUGUGGCCACACGAGGCACUGCGGGCCCCUCUCCUUCCAUGGAGCCCGCCCCCGCGCGCAAGCCACGCCGCAAACCAGACGAACAGGUUGAAUCGCGGCUUUUGAAGCCGAACAAGGUUCAACUGUCCCGACAAGUGGAGAAGUACGAGAGAUGCAAGAGGCGCGAUGAGGAGGCGCGAAGGUGCCCGAAGCCCGUGCGUGUGUCUGCGGAGGCAGUCAAGCGAGGGACGCGGCUCUUCCUCGAUGCCCAGGCGAGGGCUGAGAACGUGAAGCGGGCGCAAGAGGCCCAGGCGAGGGAGAAGACUGCGCAGGAGACGAAGGAGUGCACGUUUCACCCUUUCGUGUCGGCCUACGCAGCACGGUUCGCGUCAGAUGGGGCGUACUACCCGUUGGAGAGUCGGCUGGAGGACCAGGCCGCGCGCGACGAGAAGCGACUGCGGAUGCGGCUGGAGCGAAUGGUGGAGCGCGAGAAAGAGUGCACCUUCAAACCCACGCUCUCUCCUGGAACUGAGGAACUGAUGUCAAGCCUGCGCCGCCGUCGCCAACGUUGCCAUUACCGCCGCUCUUUCCGCACACCAGAGGCUGGCGAACGCGCGAAGAGCAACCGAAGAAGGCGCGCAUCACCUCCGCGACAUGAGCCGUUCGAGCCCGGGGAGCGACUGUACCGCGACGGCGGCGAACGUCUCCUGCGUCAGCAGGUGCGACUUCAGAGAGCAGCAGUGAAGGAACAGCGCCACGUCGUUGGUGGCGGGCUGAGACUCUCUCACGGCGACGCCCAACAGCUGGCCAACCGCUUCACGGCUUGGGCAGCGGCGCGUGCGGCGAACCGAGAAGAGCUGCGCAUUGCUUUGGAGCGGCAGGAACGCGAAACGCCACGAACCGCCGCCAAGCGAGAGGCGACGGUUCGGCGAGGAGAUUGUCUUCUUCGCGGCAGGUCUUCGUCGAAUUCAAAAGGUUCUACAACCGUGCCACGCUUCGCGCAGCUGGCGAGGAGCAGCAGUGAUGGCACCUACCCUGCUGCGACUGGUGCCUCGGCGCCCCUGCAGCUUAAUAUCAACGACGACUUCGCUUCUUCCGCAGGCUCACUGAGAGCCUGCGUGGAAACUGUCAAUCGGGCAGCACCGCGGCCGCCGUCGAAUAGAGCACGCUCGCCAUGGCUUCCUUCAGACGUCGUGUGUGCGGCAACGGCCACUAGCUCCCCCCGUAGUCUGGCGGCGCCGGCGGCAUGUCCUGCGGUGAACGUGUCGGUGCACAAGGAGCUCCUGCGCAUCCGCCUUGGUGCUCUCUUUUACAAGUACGCUGUUUCCCCCACAGCUACCGCAGUGUGCCUCGCGCAAGUCAAGCAGCAGGUCCGCUGCUACUACCCAGAAGACUCCGGCAUCGUCGCAGCACUUGCAUCGUCCUUCGCGGAUCGGCAGCAGCCCAUCACCAAGACAGAGUUCAUGGCAGCGCUCGCGCGCUACGUGGCGCAGUAUGGAAUACAACCAUGGUGUCUGCCCUACCGCAGUGACCCCAACGCGAAAGUGGCUGUGCCUUACAGUUCGUCAGAUGCUUCUGCUGCCGGUUCCGCGGGUGCCGUGACGUCGAAUGGGUUGGUGAGCUCCGGUGACUCGCUGGGGGCGAUGGAUGGCGACGGGCCUGAUUCUACACCGCCACGGGGAGGGACAGGGGCCAGCAGCAAUGUGCCGGGUCACUGGAGUGAAGUCGGGUGUUCGGUGGUCGCACCUGCAACGGCACGCGCCUCUGAAGACACAAGUGACGAAAAGCCGGUUCGAACGCACAUCUACACCGUUCCUCAGCAGACGGACUGCUCUCCCCCGACAUCCGCACCCGCCCCUGUGACGCCAAGCUGUGCUGCAAAGGCAAGCGUGGUGAACGCUGCGGCAACACCGAGGCCUGGAGCCGCCGCUGACAAGCGGAGGGAACCUCGUUGCGAUAGUUCACAAAGUCGGAUUGUCUCGAAAGACACACCGCCAACGAAGAUUCCAACCGCGACUGCUGAAUUUGUGCGCGGGUAUGAGGACCAUGUGCAGCGGCAGCGUCGCGCUGUCGACCGCGCGCGUGCGGCGAGUGAGGCAGGUCAAAAUAAGGCGUCGGAGGAAUGCACGUUUCGCCCCACUUUGACUCCUCGCAGCGUGGUGCUGAGCGCGAUGAAUAUGGAGAAACGAAUGGCCUACGCACGUGAGCUGCAGCUGAGACGACCCGACCUCCACUCGCUCAGCUCUACAGAGCAGGCGGAGCGGAGCGGCGACGAUGGCUUACCUCGCGCCGCUCCUUCACAGAGAGACGCGCUCGCCUCCACGCCGACACCUCCGCUGACGCCGUCCACAAAGCACUCGUCAGUGUCGCUCUCCAGCACGUCUCCGCCGUUGGGCUGCAGCCCAUCCGUUGAAUUGUCGAGUCCAUCCUGCAGCACGCCGCGGCACGACAGCGGAAGCGUGUCGUCAAAGCAUGCAGCAACACCGUCGCCUUCACAUGAGGAGCAGUUCGCCGGGGACGCGGGCACGCGUCGAGCCGUAGCCAAGCUAGAGCAGUUUCUAAGCGAUGUGGCGGGCAAAGGGCGCUCAACGCAAGCCGCACAGGCGGGAGUGAGGGCGCCGCCGCCUUGUCCUCCAAUGCACGCUGGCGUUUCCAGUGUUGUACAUGACGGUGCGGCGACUGCGAAGGACGGCACCGAUGUGACACAGACGCUUUCCACUGCGCCGUUGUCUUGCUUUUUCGCGACGAAACCGGCGCAGGCUAUCUUGUGUGCCGAGGAACAGCACCUUGAGUUGCGGCACGCUGUGAAGGCUUCGCGCGUGCCCAACUAA